AUGUCUUCGAGGCUGCUGCUGCGGCGGCCAGCACGCCCAUCGCUCGCUCGGAGCCAUCGGAGCCAUGCUGGGCCCAAUGUCUCGGGCAUACGCCCGCCAACACGCGCCUUCCACGCAUCUGCUCCGCGACAGGACCCGGUCCUCGAUGCUAUCCUCUACCUCCCGCACGAGAUGAUGACCCUAAUUCACACCCAAGUCCCAUGGUACGCCGCCAUCCCAGCCGCCGCCUUCCUGCUUCGUGGUGCGCUCGUCACAGGCUUCGGAACCUGGGCGCGUUCGCUUAUGGCACGCUACAUUGGCCUGCAACCGCUCCGCCAAGCACUCGCACGCCAAAAACGCGAUCAAGUACUCAGACAGAUGCACAACCAAGGCGGCGCUCGAACGCCGCAAGAGGCAAAGACACGGACCAUGGCAGAAGUCAAGCAGGUGGUGACAAAGCUGGACAGUCGGUGGAGAGUCACGCUCAAGGGCCAGAUAGGCUGGACCUUGAUACAAAUUCCCGUCUUCUUCACCAUGGCUGAGGUCAUAAGGAAGAUGUGCGGUGCAAGAGACGGGCUUCUGGCGUUGACUGCUUCGUCCGUGAAAGGGAUUCAAGGGUGCUGCUACUACCAAUGCCACCGCGGCAACCGAUGCGCUGCCGUGACUACGAGUCCCUUCUUCGAACCGUCACUUGCGACCGAAGGAAUGUUAUGGUUCCCAAGUCUGAUCACUCCUGAUCCCCUUCUUCCCUUCGUCGUAUCAGGCCUCAUGUUCUCGAACAUCUACUUCACCAACAACACAAUCAGCAGCGACAAGAACUGGCCAAAUGCUAUCAGGAGGGCCCUUCUAGGUGUCUCGUUGCUCAUUGGCCCACUGUGCCAGAACCUUCCUGCUGGUCUGAUGCUCUACUGGGCUUCAAGCACGACUUCAGUCAUGCUUUGGAACAAGUGGCUGGACUGGAAGUAUCCCGCGCCUAGGGACUUUACGGCUUGCAAGAGACCGCUUCAGAUGCCGCCAGCCAUGAAGUCGAAAACACAGACCAGGAGGUUUUAA
Macroventuria anomochaeta is the source of this 1032-nucleotide messenger RNA. RefSeq lists its product as uncharacterized. The record is from RefSeq and is a predicted model, not a curated record. Gene Ontology annotation, cellular component: mitochondrial inner membrane. Lineage: Eukaryota; Fungi; Ascomycota; Dothideomycetes; Pleosporales; Didymellaceae. Bases 1 to 1032 code for a protein of 343 amino acids. The transcript is spliced from 3 exons. Gene Ontology annotation, molecular function: membrane insertase activity. Gene Ontology annotation, biological process: mitochondrial respiratory chain complex IV assembly; protein insertion into mitochondrial inner membrane from matrix.